CCAAGUUCCGAGCAUGAUUUACUACAGCAAUCGCGUCCUGUGGCGCCUCUUGCUGCACACGCACGGCUCAUCCAUUGCCUCCGCCUCUACGCUUAGUCGCGCAGCCGUCGUUGCGGCAUUAUCAGCUGCAUUAGUGGCCUUGCAGCGCGAAAAACCGACACUGCUACCCGCGGAGACUUUAGAUCAGCUACUGCUCUCUGCGUCGGUCUUCCUGGCGGUCUUACUUGGGCUACGAAUCUUCACAGCACUGGAACAAUGGCAGCGAGGUGUGGCAGACGUUAGCGCCAUUGCAGACGCCGCACGAACGCUUACAACCACCGCUUGUUCGUUUGUGCACUUCUCCCGCAAGGGCGUGGCAGACCGCGCACAGAUUCGCAACAAAUGCCAGUUCAUCCGCGACGUUAAGCGGUACAUUCUGCUGUAUGUAACACUAGUGUUCCAUGAGUGCAACGAGAGUGAUGCCCCGUUGGAGCUGCGCGCGUUGUUGACGCAGAAGGAGGCAGACGAGUUCUCGAGCACCGAAGUACUGACGCUCGGUGAACGCACGUGGAAUAGAGAGCGCAAUGUGGUGGGGUCUUCAAAUAAGAUGCGUGCAGCUGUGGUGGAACUUUGGCUACGACGUACGAUUAACCGCGCGCGAAGGAAAAGCUACGUGACGGUGGAACAGGCUAUGGAACUUAACAAAAUCGUGUCGACACUCCCGCAGAUGUACACGAGGAUCUUCAACUUGUGCAAUGUGCCGAUCGCAUUCAACCUGGCGCAAUGCUUACACGUGUGUUUCGUCGGGUAUUUGCUGCUGAUGGGAGCUGCACUAGCUCCAGUGAUGGGGUUUAUGACGCCUCUGUACGUGGGGAUUGCUGCGGUGCUGCUGUUUGCAUUGGAUAACGUGGCUUCGUCGAUUGAGUGUCCGUUCGGACCCGAUGCGAACGAUGUGGAUCUGGAAGCGCGUAUUUUGUGCAUUCAGGACGAGUUGAAGGUGAUUCUGCAGGCACAUUUCCACUCGGUUGGGCACGUGAACUCGUUUAAGGAGCAAGACCGUAUGGCUUCGCUGUCAUCGCUAUUGUCAGUAGAUGUUGAGACUGUCAGUCGCGGUCGUACGCGGCAUGAAUCGGUAUCUUCUUCAUACUCGUCUAAUGAGCGCCCGUCUCAGUACACCGCCCCGUCUUCAACUUCAGCUACCGAUCGCGCUGUUCUGCUGUCCAUCCAGCCAGAAGCCUACGGAACCAUCGAAGAGGCCGACGACGAGUUAGCCAGCCCGCCGCCAAUGCAUGGGUCGGACGACCACGCCCACAUCGCUGUGUAG
Molecule: messenger RNA, 1303 nt
Organism: Phytophthora infestans T30-4
Lineage: Eukaryota; Oomycota; Peronosporomycetes; Peronosporales; Peronosporaceae
Exons: 1
Coding region: 14-1303 (429 amino acids)
Molecular function (GO): chloride channel activity
Source: RefSeq, a predicted model, not a curated record